This is a messenger RNA of Mercenaria mercenaria, 1632 nucleotides long. RefSeq lists its product as uncharacterized. The record is from RefSeq and is a predicted model, not a curated record. Lineage: Eukaryota; Metazoa; Mollusca; Bivalvia; Venerida; Veneridae. The transcript is spliced from 2 exons. The coding region runs from base 1 to 1632 and encodes 543 amino acids.
AUGGCUGAGCAAGGUAAGGGUUUAAAAUUUUGCUCAAAGACUAAAUCUCAUGAUAAGGUAAAACUUGCAGAGGACAUCUUUAAGUUUACUCGUAGAAUUAGACUAAAAGAGUAUUUUCAUAGCCAGGCAAAUACGGAGUUUGAUGAUAGUGAACUAAACGAUAUUGACUCUUAUGGCGAUUUUCCAUUUUUCAAUAAAAAAGGAUCGUCAUUUACCCCACCCGCUGGGCAUGAUGUGUAUCUGGAUUUUUAUAUAAAUGCGGUAACGGAAGAAAUCUUGCAGUCCGAGCAUAACCGGAAACGGUACAGUAAUAUUACAAAAGCUGAACUUGAUACUUUGCGUAAACUAUCACAAGAUAAAACUAUUGUGAUCAAAAAAGCAGAUAAAUCAAAUACAAUUGUAAUUAUGAACACUGAAGAUUAUAAAAACGAGGUAUUGCGUCAAUUGAAUAACGAUAAAUAUUACGAAAAAUGUACAAACGAUCCCACAGACGAAAUAAAACGUAAUAUAUCACAAUGUGUUGCAAAUAUUGAAACUACAGACGAGUUUGACACUUUUCCAGCAAACAUUCGUACGCCAUGUUUUUAUAUCUUACCAAAGAUACACAAACAACCGGACAACAAUUUACCUAUGCAAUAUCCCGGAAGGCCCAUUGUUUCAGCGUUUAGUUCUCCUACUGAGAAUAUUUCCAAAUAUAUUGACUAUAUAUUAAAGCCAUACAUGAUCGGUUUGCCUUCAUAUGUAAAAGACACGGCAGAUUUCAUAAAUAAAGUGAAGGAUAUUAAACUUGAAACUAAAUCAUAUUUAGUAACGCUUGACGUAACAUCACUUUAUACAAACAUCCCUCAUGAUGACGGUAUAAACGCCUGUAAGUCAUUUUUACAACAAAAUAUACAUGGUAGAAAUUUAUCAACUGAUGAAAUCGCCUGUUUAAUAAGACUUGUACUUGAAAAUAACUACUUCAAAUUCUGUGAACAGUUUUAUUUACAAAAGAUGGGUACAGCAAUGGGGAGUUCCAUGGCACCAUCAUAUGCAUCUCUCUUCAUGGGAAAACUUGAAAAGGAUUUCCUUCACUCAAGGGGAGUUAAGCCAUCUCUGUGGUUACGGUUCCUAGAUGACAUUUUUAUGAUUUGGAACCACUCGUUAGAAGAGUUAGAGUCCUUUAUCGACGAUCUUAACAAAUUUCAUCCAAAUAUCAAAUUUACUACUACAAUAUCAGAAAGUACUGUUUCGUUCUUAGAUGUACAAGUAUCCAAAAACAAAUCGCUAGGAACUGACACUGAUAUUUACGUGAAAGAAACAAAUACCCAUCAAUACCUAGAUUACACCUCUUGUCAUCCGAAACAAUGCAAAGAUGGAAUCCCAUACAGUCAGGCAAAGCGGUACAGGAGAAUUAUUUCUAAUGACGAAAAAUUCAACUCAUCGCUUAAUGAUUUACGGAGCUACUUCAAAGAUAGAAAUUUUCCGGAUUUUGUGAUAGACAGUGCAUUCAAUAAGGUGUCGAGGUCGUCACAAAACGAAGCCCUGACGCCUUCAGAUAAAAAUAAAACAAGUGUUAUUCCAUUCACCGUAGAAUAUAAUCCAUCAUUACCAAAUAUAAGUGAACCAUUUACAAGUAUUGGGAUCUUCUGA